This is a messenger RNA of Biomphalaria glabrata, 1250 nucleotides long. RefSeq lists its product as uncharacterized. The transcript has 4 exons. Bases 265 to 1212 code for a protein of 315 amino acids. NCBI's taxonomy places the organism in Eukaryota, Metazoa, Mollusca, Gastropoda, Planorbidae. The record is from RefSeq and is a predicted model, not a curated record.
UAAAGGCUAUCUUAUGGAUAAAUAUCCAAGCUGGCACUUUAUGCUGUUUAGACACGGAUAAAGAGUAUCUUAUGGAUAAAUAUCCAAGCUGGUACUUUAUGCUGUUCAGACACGGAUAAAGAGUAUCUUAUGGAUAAAUAUCCAAGCUGUUAGUUUAUUCUUUGAAACACAAAUGAAAACUAGUAUAUAAGUAGUAUAUGAAUAAAUAUUUUGUAAAAAGAAGACACAAAUCAAAAUGUGAAAUAAAAAACAUCCUGCAAGAAAAUGAUAUUUUCAUUCAUGAUAUUAGCAUCUAUAAUUGUUUCCGCAACAUUAUUUGAUGUUGCAUUGAAAAUCGAAGAUGAAAAAGGCCCAUUGUUGUAUAAUUUAAACUCCACUACUAUAAAAAGAUUUUAUGUAUGCCUGUGUGAUGACAGAAAUGAAGCGUGUAGAAUAAUACAUCAAUCGUAUGUGGAAAUUGAUCCGAUUGAAGAUCCUGAUAAUUUCUCUCAUUUAAAAAAUGACUACUUAUGUUACUUCAUGGAGUCUAACUUUAAAUGUAAACGAUUUACAGUCAAUUCCAAAAAAAUUAUUUGUACUGAUGCCAGCGACCGAAACUGCAUAGAAAUAGCUUUGAUUGCACAUGGCAGUUCUUGCCAAAUAGGACCUGUAAACCUGUGGGGGUUGCGAUCCAAAACAUUUUCACUUCAGUCUUAUACAAAAGAAAUUAGUGAUUUAUUUUUUUGCGCAGCAUGUGCAAGCUCACCACAAGAUAAAGAAGAGAAAAAAGAAAAUGGUUCAAACAAUCAGGAAAGCAAACUUGUUAUAAUUAUUAUUAUUGUCAGUUCCAUCUGCGGUGCUGCAAUUCUAUGUAUUGUGCUCACGAUAGUUAUAUUGUGCAUAAAAAGACAUAAAAAGCAAAUUACACGAAGUGUGGAGAUUCCAGAAGCCGUUGAGGUUCACUCUACUCAAAGUAGGCACCAAGAACAAGAGAGGGACUCAGUUCACGAUUAUGGUUCAGUUAUUUUUUCCUUACGUGAUUAUCUGGCACCUAGAAAUGUCAGUAAAGAUCAAGUGCUAUCAGGUGACCAACAGAUGACACGGGAAGAGACAGGGUUUGACAAGGUGGCUAUCGUCGAUGACAUGAACAAUAUUGAAGGUAGUAAUCCUGUCACAAGCAGCGAAAUUUUACAAGAUGUCAGGGACAACCAAGAUGUUUGCAGGCAACAGUAGUGAUCCCUUGUGCAAGGCCAUCGGUGUUGACGCCAGCA